Molecule: messenger RNA, 1793 nt
Organism: Suillus clintonianus
Lineage: Eukaryota; Fungi; Basidiomycota; Agaricomycetes; Boletales; Suillaceae
Exons: 2
Coding region: 286-1653 (455 amino acids)
Source: RefSeq, a predicted model, not a curated record
CGGUUUCCCCAUGUCCGUUCCCGGGACUUCCUUCACUUGUUGAUGUUGAACUACCAUUUUUGACAUUAAUGGUUAUCGUCUCCUGCCACGUUAUGAUCACUGGUCGUCGUUUUCUUGGCCCCGUUGUCCCACGACCGACUCGCAAUCAUCACCUUGGCACUGCCGGAACGUUAUCACACUCACGGUGCGAAACCUGUCCGGUCUUACUACAGCAGUACAAGAAGGUCGGUCUCACUGACGUGGUCAUUCCAACACCCUCUGGGUUUCUUGGACAACGGGAGAAUAAUGGCUCCCCCUCACACUCGCUUCAAACCCUCAUUUCACAAUCGUUUGUCACACCUUUCCCGCCACUUGUUCAACCGUGCUGAGUCUCAGCACUCUUCAAUAAAGACUGUAGUUCCUGUACAUGAGGAUGAUGAUCCUAAUUCGUUGGAUCGACCACAGAAUAUCAGCGUGGACGGGUUCAACCAAGGACUCAAUCCGCCUGAAGAGCCCGAGAUCGACCCCACCUCAUGUGACAAUCAUCUCUCCGACGAGCAUGCUUGUUCAACGUUAUCUUUUGAAACUGGGAAUUUUGCGGUUGGAUCGCCACGACAUGUUAAGGAAGCUCUCGUUGCCCGACAGAGUGUGAUCCAUUCUACAAGUACUGUGACUCAUGCGACAAUAGUCAGUCCGACUAACAAUGCUGCUGUCACUGAACCUCCCACCUCUGCAACUCCCACCUCCACGUCUUCUACCCAUACAUCUUCUCCCCCUGAAACGUCAACUACCAACAAUAGUUCUCAAUUGCCCACGACGACCACUCAUCAGUCGUCUUCUCAGCAGUCCCCUGCUACAUCAAGCUCGCACACUGUAUACCCAACAUUGUCAUCUCCUAGUGACAAACCGACAGACACCCCAACAUCUGACACACCCACAACCACAAAAACCGCAUCGCUUCAGCCUAUCCUGGCAUCUGCUACAGUUUCAUUGGACGGGACUGUAAUGGCUUCAAGUUCGAGCCCGUUGGCUCAAUCAACAUCAGUGCCUGACACCAAUUCAAACCCUCAAUCACCUCCGAGUCCACACACGGGUGCCAUUGCAGGAGGGGUUAUCGGAACGGUCGCGUUCCUAGCUCUCCUAUUUUCCAUUGUGAUAUGGUAUCGCAAGAAAAGACACCGACACUCUGUGACACCUUUCAUCCUUCCCUCAACUGCAGGAACAACGCAGAUUGACUCAGCGACCUGGCUAAAGCCCCAGAGCAUAGGUGAUGCCGUCCGUCCAAGCAGCGGUGUCCCAUUUUCCCCUCAAUAUUCCGACCCAUACCUCGUGGAGUUUCCUGGAAACAGAUACCCGUCCUUCGUCACAGAUCACGUGUCAUCUCACUUGCCCAGCGAUGAUGACGUUUUUGCAUCCACCCGGAUUGCCCGGCGUCAAGGGGCCAAGGGACUAGAAAGAAUAUACCCAUAUCCAUCUCGCGCCCGUACCUCAGGUCACUAUUGCCGUUCCAGUGUAGAAAACUGGAUCGAGCAAGUUGUUAUGGAGGAGGAUGGUUCACGAGAACCGAGUGAAGUGUUACCGGAGUAUCGUUCGGCAAAGUCUCUGAAGAGGGAAAAAGCAGAUGAUGAUGACGACGAUUAUGUCCUUCCUAAUUCUUAUCCCCCCCUCCCCUGAUCGUUAGUCACCAGGACCAUGGACAAUGUGAUGUAUUUUUGACGCUUUAUGUACCACACCUCGUAGUCGAGUGUAUCAGUGUGACUCCUGGACUUCUAGACAAAAUUAUGUAUGUGGUGACUGUAUAUUUGUUCGCUCAC